AUGCAGUUAAGGGUCUCCAUUGUCGGCGCCGGCCCCGCUGGAUUCGCACUCGCCGCCGACCUCGACUCUCGCGGGACAAACGUAUUGGUAUAUUCACAUCCCACACAUGUACGACACGCCAAUUAUGUCGUCGAAAACGGAUGUCUUCGAGCUACUGGAAAAAUCGAAGGUUCUACUACUCUUCGCGUCACAUUCGACAUGGCCGAGGUCAUUGAGUUCUCAAAAAUCAUCAUCCUCACUGUGCCGUCUACAGGACAGGAGACUGUAUUGCGGGAGUUUAAGCAGUUUGAUCUCCGACAGCACACUGUUAUUGCAGUUCCAGGCAAUUUAUUCUCUCUCGUCGCCGAUGCCGAGAUGAAGAUUGGAUCAAUCCUCGAAACAAACCUAUCACCAUACUCAUGCCGGAUGAAGGAAGGGGAGCUAGCCGUCAUGGGAAAGAAGAAUCUCUUCCUCAUCGCCGCCUUACAAACCUCUUCCAACCCCUCAUUUACCGCCGAGAUCCAACGGAUAUUUCCUAUGGAACUAAAAUGGUGUCACAACGUCAUUGAAGUCUGCCUGUCGAAUAUAAACGGGGUGUUCCACCCUCUGAUGAUGUUGAUGAACGCUGGCCGGAUCGAAAGCACAUCUGGGGAAUUCUUAUUAUACCACGAUGGGCUGACACGUUCGGUGGCCAACGCAAUGCUCGCUGUUGACAGGGUGCGGCUCGAGAUCGGGGAAGCUUUUGGGUUCAAGCUCGACGGUGUGACACAGACGUCGAAUAAGUGCUACAAUCAGACUUUCACCGACCUAGUGGACCUGGCGCAGAAUUCGCCACCGCAUAAUAAGUUGAAAGCUCCACCAACUAUGGACAAUAGGAAUAUCUCAGAGGAUGUGCCAGAUUUGUUGGUGUUCUGGUGUGGUCUGGCGGAGAAGCUGGGGAUAGAUGCCUCGCCUAUUAAGGCUGUUAUCACACUUGCGGAAAUGGCAUCGGGGGCUGAUUACAUGAAGACGGGAAGGAAUUUGCAGAAGUUGAAUUUGGAACAUCUUUCGCGGAGCGAGCUUAUUGAGAGAUUUGGCGUUCCUCAAACACAAUAAAAAAAAUAACAACAAAAAUAUUUAAAAACUUCAUUUUAUUAUUUGUCAAACAUAAAUCUAAUAUCAUAAUUUGACCUUGCUCCCUUUCCAACCCCUUAUCCUUGCUCCAUACACCCCAAAUACCCACGGCAUCGGAGCAAAUGCCAGAGCCACGAAUGCUAGCAAACUAUUCCCCCACCCCCAUCCGAGG
Messenger RNA from Pseudogymnoascus verrucosus, 1264 nucleotides. RefSeq lists its product as uncharacterized. Lineage: Eukaryota; Fungi; Ascomycota; Leotiomycetes; Thelebolales; Thelebolaceae. Bases 1 to 1074 code for a protein of 357 amino acids. Gene Ontology annotation, biological process: glycerol-3-phosphate catabolic process. The record is from RefSeq and is a predicted model, not a curated record. The transcript has a single exon. Gene Ontology annotation, molecular function: oxidoreductase activity, acting on the CH-OH group of donors, NAD or NADP as acceptor; NAD binding.